Molecule: messenger RNA, 2514 nt
Organism: Phycomyces blakesleeanus NRRL 1555(-)
Lineage: Eukaryota; Fungi; Mucoromycota; Mucoromycetes; Mucorales; Phycomycetaceae
Exons: 3
Coding region: 1-2514 (837 amino acids)
Source: RefSeq, a predicted model, not a curated record
AUGACACCAGAAAAUUCAGGAUUCUACACUGUGGAUGCUGAUAAGCUCCACACCUCCCGAAAACCCUUCCAUCUACAACGAAGGUUCCCUCAGCAACAGUCCUUGACUACGCUUGAGACUGCUGAGUUAAAGCGAGAGGCCUUUUUGCAAGAGCGACGAGAGAAACUUCAUCAAAAGUUUCAACAAGUCCAAUCCGUAGUACGACAGGUCAAGGCAAGACGUGAGCAUCGGAAGAUAUCGAUUCUAAAAUCUCUUGAAACUGCCGAGCUUAAUCGACGUACGCAAAUGGAGGAAAGGAGAAUGGCUAGUAAGAACCUUGUUGAAAGAGCCAAGGUCAUAGCUAGUCAGAAUAUCCGCCGUCACCAGGCUGAACAAGAACGUCUCAGAGCCCGUCUCGAGAGCCGCCUCAAAGCAUCCGAAGCCAGACGGCUUUGCCUUCAAGACCUGCGAACCUCCAAGAUGGCCAGUCGCCGUAAACAGCCGCUAAAGGAAGAGAGCUUUGGACCGACCUCUAAGACCAAAGGAGUAAGCAAGCAGUCUCCCAAGAUUUCCGUGAAAACCUGCCCUGAAACCGGACACACAAAGAAACAAGUUGGCUGGAGUUCUUUGUUAAAAGCCUACCAAUCUCUUGGUCUUCCAGCCUUGACUUCCCAGGUCGAUUUUAAUGAACUUGGCCGUAUUCUCCAUCAAUCGAGGGUAGUAACUGUAACUUCUAAAAUGCUCUCGAUAGCGCUAUCUUUAGCCGAUAAGGAUAGUAGACGACGGGCACGCAUUCUCCUGACAGCCUAUAUGAUGCUUAUGUGUCCACGUGAGAUUCUGCAAGACAGGAAUGGUAGUGAAGAACAGAUUUUGCUGACUAGUGCAAAAGAUGUACUAGUACAGUUUGAGAUUUGGAUGGCUGCCCAUGGCCCACACGCUGGACAAGUCGAAAGGCGAGUCUUUGCUGAAAGCUGGACAAGAUAUCGUAGCCUGUUUGAAGCAUGGAAGAAGAGAGACCAAAAGAAACUGGUUGAGGAUAUGAUCACAUACUAUCUCGAACUAUCUAAUGUGAAACGUAGCCUAGAAGAGCAUGAUGUAGAAGGGGUUGGUGCCCAACUUGAGAAACAACUUGAACAAGUCAAAGCCAAGAUUGUUCAGGUCGGAGGCCCUGCCUCGUUGGAGCGACUAAACAACUUGGAAUCUAAAAAGGGCACCCAAGAAGAAGUGAAGCAAGAUAAAGAAGAGGAUAAGGCACCCGUCUACAAACCCGAUUUGUCAACUAUCUUUGGCCCCUUUUCCAAUAUUCCUAAUGAACGUCUUGCUCACGAGCUGAUUGUGAGCCCUGAUUUCAAGUUGCAACACAAAGAAAUUACGCCUCUCGAGCAGCACGUCAAGACAAUAGCCACAAAAGCCUUUUUUGAUAAACUAGAGAAUGAACUAGAUAAUGGAGACACCAGUUCUUUACCGGGCCUAUUGGCUGACGUUCGUGAGCGCCUAUUGGGUUUGUCACCUCUUGAUGGUGAUUUGCGGGAAACAAUAUUAGAAAUCAUGGAUAUAGAGCUAAUUCAACAACAGGCUGCUAAUAAUACUUUGGAUGUGAGCAAGUAUAUCCAAACUAUAAUUGAUGCAAUUGCUCAGCUAUGUGCUCCCGUGAGAGAUGAAGCUAUUGCCGCCAUUCGGGAAGGUAGUCAGCCGAUAGUCCAAAUACAACAGCUGUUGGAACUCCUGGACUUUAUGGCACUUGACUUGGCUAACUUCAAACUGGCUGCUAUCCGUCCUCACCUUGUCGAGAUUGGAGUCGAGUAUGAGCAGGACUUCUUUGCUAAGACCAUAUCUAACAACCCGGAAAUGCCUAUCACCAACAUUUGGCUAUGUAAAGCAUUCCACCGUCUCCACGAUAUCUCUAGUCAGCGUAAUCCAGAAAAUGUCCAGCCACACCUCAACAGACCAUCUCACAAGGCUGUUAUAGAAGAUGCUUUUGUAGCACUAGUUACUGCUUCCGACACAAUUAAUUCCGAGACUGUUCCCGAGACGCUAUUGUGGGACGCGGACCGUCUUACUGGUUAUCAGAAUGAUAUUCAGGCUCUUGUUAUUGUCGCAUGCUUGCUUAUGCUUGCCAAGAACUUUGGUUCUCCUGCCGACCCCCCUCAGCUUGCCACUACCCUAUUCGAGCUCCUCAAAGACCACACUACAACCAUCGAUAAUCUUUCCCUUGAAAUCCAAAGAGGUCUUGAUGAGAAGCGAAAGCCACUUGUACGCUCCAUGGUAGACAAGACACUUUCUCACACUGAUACAAUUUAUUUGCUGCUUACUCGUCGUGUUGCUACUAUCAUAAGAAGCUAUCUUAAUUCCCCACAAACCCUUACUCCUGCUGCUGCUGCAAGUCAGGGACUUGAGCAUGUCUUCCAACCUCUCACUGAAGUAUGUGCUAACCUGUAUAGACUCGCAACUCACCAUCGCAAAGUAUAUGGGUCCUGGUAUGAUACUAUAAUUUCUGAAGAAGAGGCUACAAUUUCCUCUACUAGAGUAGAUUAA